AUGGCGGAUGAACUCCCGUUAUGGUUCCCACCCAUGAGUAGCGACGAUUCAUCCGAUAGUAGCAUUCUUUUUUUUCAAAAUCUCAUCGAAGAAGCCGAACUUCAAGAUACCGGUACAUCUAACCGAAGGAGAUAUAUUGAACGUCAACGUGAGGAGGGGCAUGAGACACUCAUGGCGGAUUAUUUUGUCGAAGACCCGAAGUACAACGAAGAUAUCUUUCGGCAUAGGUUCCGUAUGUCGAAACGUUUGUUUCUAAAAAUUGUGUCCGAUGUGGAAGAGAACGACCCGUGGUUUGUAGAGGCCCCCGAUGCGCGAGAGUAUCGAGGCCAAUAUAUGCGAGGAGAUCAUAGAUACCCGACUAUUAUGCUCGAAGCGGUUGCUUCUCAAGACUUAUGGUUUUGGCAUGCUUUUGCCGGUCCACCAGGUUCUCAAAACGAUAUCAAUGUUCUACAACAAUCUCCGUUAUUUUUAACAGAACGAAAUGGAACCGCGCCAAAAUGUCCAUUUUACGUUAACAACCAUUUAUACAAACGUGGUUAUUUGCUCGUGGAUGGAAUCUACCCUUCGUGGUCCGUGUUUGUGAAGUCGAUCCCUUACCCUCACGAAGUAAACGAAAAGAAAUUCAAGAGGCAACAUGAGGCGGCAAGAAAAGACGUCGAACGGGCUUUUGGUGUUUUGAAGGGGAAAUGGGGUGUAUUGAGUCGACCGAUGCGAGCAAGAUCGGUUAAAAAAAUUAGGAAUGUCGUGUACACGUGUAUUAUUUUACACAACAUGAUACGGUGUUUUUCGGGAUCCUCCGGUCGAGCCGGCUCUAGACGAUACGGUGCUGGGCGAGUUGUUGAAUGA
Messenger RNA from Helianthus annuus (common sunflower), 846 nucleotides. RefSeq lists its product as uncharacterized. Lineage: Eukaryota; Viridiplantae; Streptophyta; Magnoliopsida; Asterales; Asteraceae. The transcript has 2 exons. Bases 1 to 846 code for a protein of 281 amino acids. The record is from RefSeq and is a predicted model, not a curated record.